Molecule: messenger RNA, 1370 nt
Organism: Aspergillus pseudonomiae
Lineage: Eukaryota; Fungi; Ascomycota; Eurotiomycetes; Eurotiales; Aspergillaceae
Product: peroxidase
Exons: 2
Coding region: 324-1262 (312 amino acids)
Biological process (GO): hydrogen peroxide catabolic process; response to reactive oxygen species; cellular response to oxidative stress
Molecular function (GO): peroxidase activity; heme binding
Source: RefSeq, a predicted model, not a curated record
GUUGUAGAGGACGCUGUAAGGGACAAGCGAAUGAACCUCGGCAUUUGAUACUGUCGGCCAAAUUAUUGAUUCGUGCCGCGGGUCCACCCACUGCCUCUCUUCAUGUGCGACCAGCAAGACAUCGCCUCCUGGACCGAAAGACUUCUCUCAUAUUUCUUCCUGAAUGUCUUCAAUCUCUUCCUCUCUCUGUCAUUAAAAUUUGUCGCUGUCUCUCGAACCUCUCACUCACACCAGAGCGCGAUCGGAAAUAAAAAAAAAUUCACUGAGGCUUCCCUGACCCACAUCUAUACCCGCCUUUAACCCCAGACAAAUUAUCGGCCGAGAUGAGCACACCAGGAGAUUUUGACGCCGUACGGAGGGACAUUGUCGCCCAACUGAAGAAGCCGGGCUACGACGAUGGUAGCGCAGGACCUGUAUUUGUUCGACUAGCAUGGCACUCCGCAGGCACAUACGACGCAGAAUCGGACACAGGCGGUUCCAAUGGUGCAGGCAUGCGAUAUGAAGCAGAGGGUGGCGACCCAGCCAACGCCGGUCUUCAGCACGGACGGGCCUUCCUCGAACCAGUAAAGGAGAAGCACCCCUGGAUCACAUACGCAGAUCUGUGGACAUUAGCUGGCGUAGUAGCGGUCAAAGAGCUAGGCGGACCCGACGUGCCAUGGAAGCCCGGCCGUACGGAUUUGGUCGACGACUCGAAGGUGCCACCUCGUGGUCGUCUGCCCGACGCUGCCCAGGGUGCCGAGCACCUGCGUUUCAUCUUCAACCGGAUGGGCUUCAACGACCAAGAAAUUGUCGCAUUGGCGGGAGGACACAACUUGGGCCGCUGCCACAUGGACCGAAGUGGAUUCCAUGGCCCCUGGGUGAACAACCCCACCCGCUUCUCGAACCAGUUCUACAACCUGCUCCUUAAGCUCGAGUGGACGCCUAAGACGCUGGAGAACGGCAUUCAGCAGUUUGUGUAUGUGGAUCCUGAUGCGGAGGAAGGCGAUGAGCAGCUGAUGAUGCUGCCGACCGACGUUGCGUUGGUCACCGAUCCGAAGUUCCGCGUUUGGGUGGAGCGAUAUGCCCAGGACAAGGAACUUUUCUUCGAUCACUUCGCGAAGGUGUUCGCUAAGCUGAUUGAGUUGGGUAUCAAGCGCGACGCCAACGGGGUCAUCAUCAACUCGGACAAUGUCAAGGGCGGAUACGUCUCCGCGCCCAAGAAGAGCAAUACUCCAAAUGGACAGUCGCAACGCGGUGGUGGUUGCCCCAUGGCCCGGCUAUAGAUUUCUGUUUCGUGUUUGCCUAUUAUUUCCUUGUAUAUAGAUAGAAGAUCGGACAUAGAGAACGGGUCGUUUAAUAGAUUUAGAAGUUUUCGAACAGUAUUUCCAUUG